UCGGUCUGUAUAUAUUUCCCAGCGACGUCGUCUACUUCUCGUCCGGUGUCCUCUCCCCCACACUCCCCCCCCCUCUCCCCCUUAUCCGCCGAUCCUUACCGGCCAACCAACAACCUCGGGUCUGGUGUUUGUCUGUCUAUCUCACCACCGCAACGCCCCGUUUCCGCACGCACGCGCAACAAAACCGCCUUUGUCCAGCACAAGCCAAUCCCUAUGAGUGGAUCCUCUGCGAGACUGUGCGCCGACUACCUGCCCGGCGCACUGCGCACUCGGGGGCCGAUCCUGCGCGCCGUUCCUCGGGGAACUCGCCGAUCGGCUAUCAGGGAGUAUAAGCGGGGGGUUCAUGGCGCAAAUGGCUCCCACGCUCGUCCGUCGAUAACGGCUCGCGCCUGCGACCGGGUAGAUGUACGAGCUUCCCAGAGUGUCUAUGCGCGCCGCUUUGCGACUGCCGCCGAGGGCACCAGUGUCCAGGAGGCCGAGGCCGAGGGCGAUGCUGCAGCUGGGCUGCAGGGCGGUCCGUUGAGGGAGUAUGACCUUCGCGUCCAGCAGGGUCGCUUGCGGGAUGAUCCGUAUCAGAGACAAAUCAUCGAGCAACUCCAGGACCUAUACCAAAGACUGACAUCCUACACGCCUCCUCCCGUCGUCCAGCCCGCCGUGGAAUCGCUCGACGCAAAGCCCAAGGGCUCGUUCUUCGGCUCGCUGUUCGGACGCAGCAGCGCCAAGCAGGCGCUGACCAUCCCCGAGUCCCUCCCCAAGGGCCUAUACAUGUAUGGCGACGUCGGCUGCGGCAAGACCAUGCUCAUGGACCUGUUCUACGAGACCCUGCCGCCCAACAUCUCCAGCAAGAACCGUAUCCACUUCCACAACUUCAUGCAGGACGUCCACCGCCGCAUGCACGUCGUCAAGAUGAAAUACGGCAACGACUUCGAUGCCCUCCCCCUCGUCGCGGCUGAUAUUGCUUCGCGGUCCAGCGUGCUGUGCUUCGAUGAGUUCCAGUGCACCGAUGUCGCGGACGCCAUGAUCCUCCGAAGACUCCUCGAAUCCCUCAUGUCCCACGGCGUCGUCCUCGUCACCACCUCCAACCGGCACCCCAACGACCUGUACAAAAACGGCAUCCAGCGCGAAUCCUUCAUCCCAUGCAUCAACCUCCUCCAAACCGCCCUAGCCGUGAUAAACCUCAACUCCCCAACCGACUACCGCAAGAUCCCCCGCCCCCCAGCCGCCGUUUACCACCACCCGCUAGGCCCGGACGCCACCGCCCACGCCCAGAAAUGGUUCGACUUCCUGGGCGACCCCAUCAACGACCCCCCGCACCCAGCCACUCAGGAGGUCUGGGGCCGCAAGAUCGACGUCCCCCGCGCCAGCGGAAAAGCCGCCCAGUUCACCUUCCAGCAGUUGAUCGGGAGUGCUACCGGCGCGGCGGAUUACCUGGAAUUGGUCAGGAAUUAUGACGCCUUCGUUAUUACGGAUGUGCCCGGCAUGGACCUGCACCAGAGGGAUUUGGCCCGCAGGUUUAUUACCUUUAUUGAUGCCGUUUAUGAGAGUCGGGCAAAACUCGUCCUCACCACCGCCGUCCCCCUAACAAACCUCUUCCUCUCCCCCUCGGAAGUGAAAUCCGCCACAAACAACUCCAUCGGCGACAACGACGGCGAGGACCUCUCCGACGCGAUGCGCAUGAUGAUGGACGAUCUGGGUCUGUCGAUGCAGGCGCUCAAGACGACCUCGAUCUUCAGUGGCGAUGAGGAGCGCUUUGCCUUUGCGCGCGCCUUGUCCCGGUUAUCGGAGAUGGGGAGUAAGCAGUGGGUUGAGAGGGGGUUGGGGGUGGGUGUGGAGGAUGGCACGGGGAAGAGUGAGCAGGAGGCGUAUUCGAAGGCGAGGGGGAGGUGGGCGGAGGAUAAUAUGUAGUCAGUUGUGGGUUGUGGGUUGGGUGAGACUUGGAGACGGGUCUAGCUUUGUUCGUUGCAUAUACUAUAGAG
Aspergillus heteromorphus CBS 117.55 is the source of this 1976-nucleotide messenger RNA. Its product is annotated as AFG1 family ATPase. Gene Ontology annotation, cellular component: mitochondrion; cytoplasm. Lineage: Eukaryota; Fungi; Ascomycota; Eurotiomycetes; Eurotiales; Aspergillaceae. Gene Ontology annotation, molecular function: ATP hydrolysis activity; ATP binding. The transcript is spliced from 4 exons. Gene Ontology annotation, biological process: protein quality control for misfolded or incompletely synthesized proteins. The record is from RefSeq and is a predicted model, not a curated record. Bases 214 to 1905 code for a protein of 563 amino acids.